Molecule: messenger RNA, 961 nt
Organism: Gaeumannomyces tritici R3-111a-1
Lineage: Eukaryota; Fungi; Ascomycota; Sordariomycetes; Magnaporthales; Magnaporthaceae
Exons: 2
Coding region: 105-899 (264 amino acids)
Molecular function (GO): oxidoreductase activity, acting on the CH-OH group of donors, NAD or NADP as acceptor
Source: RefSeq, a predicted model, not a curated record
GGGAGGCUAUCGGACAAGGUUUUUUUUUUUCCUACGCGCCAAUGUGAAUCCGAUCCAUGUCAGGGCGACAUCAAACCAGGCGAAGCAAAAUCACUCAGUGAAUCAUGCCGAACCCAUUUCUUGAAAAGUUGUUUGCCCUGGAUGGCCGCGUAGCCGUCGUCACUGGCGGCACACGCGGCAUCGGCCAGGCCAUGGCUGUCGCCCUCGCCGAGGCCGGCGCCGACAUCAUUUUGAUCCAGCGAGACGAGUCAGACCUUGAGACCAAGAAGCAGGUCGAGGCGCUCGGCCGCAAGGCCUCCGUCUACACAUGCGACCUGUCAUCUCAGGAAGCAGUCGAGAAGCUCGCGGGCCGCGUGCUGGGCGACGGGCACGACGUGUCCAUCCUCGUGACGUGCGCCGGCAUCCAGCGGCGGCACCCGGCGCACGUCUUCCCCAUGUCGGACUGGGACGAGGUGCUGCAGGUGAACCUCAAGACGGUGUGGACGCUGGACCGGGACUUUGGGGCCUACAUGCUCGGCCGCCCCGCGGACCGGACCACGGGCCACCGCGGCAGCGUCAUCAACGUGGCCUCGCUCAUGUCGUUCCAGGGCGGCAUCACCGUGCCGGCGUACGCGGCGGCCAAAGGCGGCAUCGCGCAGCUGACCAAGGCGCUGAGCAACGAGUGGGCGAGCAAGGGCGUCAACGUCAAUGCCAUCGCGCCGGGCUACGUGGCGACGGACAUGAACGAGGCGCUGCUCAACGACGAGGCGCGCGCGGCGAGCAUUCUGGCCCGCAUCCCGGCUGGACGGUGGGGCAACGCGGAUGAUUUCAAGGGCGCCACCGUGUUCCUGGCGGGUAGGGGGAGUCUUUACGUGUCUGGGGAGUUGUUGACCGUUGACGGUGGGUGGAUGGGGCGAUAGAGACGUAAAUAGGAGCAAGCAGAAAAAAGAUAAAAACACAAACCUCAACUAUCUGCCUCACA